CCCGAUUUCAAAAAACAUACAAACAAAAAAACCCUUCACAUUUGGAUUGGAUCUCUCCCAGGCUCCCCAUCCCAGCAGGAGGGGGGCUACUCCCCUCAUUCCAAAGUGAGCUCCACCAGCCAAGCCUAACAAGGAGCCUGCCCUCCCAGGUCGGGGUAUGCUUGGUCUCUGCACAUGCCUGCCUGAUGCCUGUCCAGUUCUCAGCCUGCCUGCCCACCCACCAUACUGACCACUCCCAUUCUCUUCUCAGGAGCAGGCACCAUGGAUUCUUUCAAGGUGGUGCUGGAAGGGCCAGCACCCUGGGGCUUCCGGCUACAAGGGGGCAAGGACUUCAAUGUCCCCCUCUCCAUCUCCAGGCUCACUCCGGGCGGCAAAGCCAUGCAGGCCGGCGUGGCCGUGGGUGACUGGGUGCUGAGCAUUGAUGGCGAGAACGCAGGGGCUCUCACGCACAUCGAAGCCCAGAACAAAAUCCGAGCUUGCGGGGAGAGCCUCAGCCUGGGGCUCAGCAGGGCCCAGCCAGCUCAGAGCAAACCACAGAAGGCCGCAGCCCCCGCUGCCGCAGACUCCCCGCGGUACACCUUUGCACCCAGCGCCUCCCUCAACAAGACGGCCCGGCCCUUUGGGGCGUCCCCGCCCGCUGACGACACCCCAGCGCAGAAUGGGUACGUCGUUGGACUGUCCACCGCCCACGCUUCCCCUGCGCCGGAAAAGUAUGUCCUGGAGCUGCAGAGCCCACGCUACACCCGCCUGCGGGACUGGCACCACCAGCGCCUGGCCCUGGCAGCCCACCAGCACCAGCACCAGCCUGGUUCUGGGCGACACUGCCACCCCUGUCUGCCCGGGCUGGGAAAUAAACAUUCUCGGCCCUGCUCUCUCUGCCUCUGCCUUCUCUCUCUCUGGGUCUGGUUUACAUUGGAGGUGCUCCUCCGUGCCAGUUUACCGUGGGCCUUGCUGCUCUGUUCUGGGUCUCCGUGGGAGGGAGGAACUUGCCGCCCUGCCACCCUGGAGCUAGAGCUCUCUCUGAGUGGUCUCAACUGCCCAGCCCUGCAGUUCUCCCUCAGCCAGGGGUCUCCCAGGGAGCGGCAGCAUCAAGACUGGGUGUGGGGAGGUGGGGGAGCAUGCCAGCUUCAGCCCUGCAGGGCCUUGAACCACAGAUCUUGCAGCCAGGUACCCAGGACGGAAGCCCCAGCCCCAGCCUCAGUUACCACUCAUGAGCCCUGGCCUGACAUUCCUCUGGAAUCACUCUCCUUGGCCCCGGCAGGCCCCACCACCCCCAGCCCCACCAGCCGCCCGCCAUGGGCCGUGGACCCCGCGUUUGCCGAGCGCUACGCCCCGGACAAAACGAGCACGGUGCUGACCCGGCACAGCCAGCCGGCCACGCCCACACCGAUGCAGAACCGCACCUCCAUUGUGCAGGCCGCCGCCGGAGGGGGCGGCGGUGGCGGUGGCAGCGACGGCAGGACGCCUGUGUGCCACGAGUGCCACAAGGUCAUCCGGGGCCGCUACCUGGUGGCACUGGGCCAUGCGUACCACCCCGAGGAAUUUGUGUGCAACCAGUGCGGGAAGGUUCUAGAGGAGGGUGGCUUCUUCGAAGAGAAGGGCGCCAUCUUCUGCCCUACCUGCUAUGACGUGCGCUACGCACCCAACUGUGCCAAGUGCAAGAAGAAGAUCACGGGCGAGAUCAUGCACGCCCUGAAGAUGACCUGGCAUGUCCACUGCUUCACCUGCGCCGCCUGCAAGACGCCCAUCAGGAACCGGGCCUUCUACAUGGAGGAGGGGGCGCCCUACUGCGAGCGAGACUAUGAGAAGAUGUUUGGCACGCAAUGUCGAGGUUGUGAUUUCAAGAUCGACGCCGGGGACCGUUUCCUGGAGGCUCUGGGUUUCAGCUGGCACGACACCUGCUUCGUCUGCGCGAUAUGUCAGAUCAACCUGGAAGGGAAGACCUUCUACUCCAAGAAAGACAAGCCCCUUUGCAAGAGCCACGCCUUCUCCCACGUUUGAGCCCUGCCCCCGGGGCAGCCUGGCCCUGCCCAGUUGAAGGACGCGUACUUCAGUUCUGGAGCCUUCCCCCAAGACUUCUGGGUAGAGUUGGUCAAGGUGACCCUAACCCUGGUUCCUGGCCCAAACCUGGGGUCUCCUAUGCCCUGCCUCACCUCAUGCCUCAUCCCUUUAUCACCCCUCUCCCCUGCCCCCAUCAGCAUUGCACACCGGUGCUGGCCACACCGGCCCCUGUUCACGUCUAUCACCGCAAUAAACCUUUCCCCGGCA
This is a messenger RNA of Echinops telfairi (small Madagascar hedgehog), 2268 nucleotides long. RefSeq names its product PDZ and LIM domain 7 (gene PDLIM7). The coding region runs from base 262 to 2001 and encodes 579 amino acids. Gene Ontology annotation, cellular component: adherens junction; stress fiber; filamentous actin. The transcript has 11 exons. Gene Ontology annotation, molecular function: muscle alpha-actinin binding; actin binding. Lineage: Eukaryota; Metazoa; Chordata; Mammalia; Afrosoricida; Tenrecidae. Gene Ontology annotation, biological process: actin cytoskeleton organization; heart development; muscle structure development. The record is from RefSeq and is a predicted model, not a curated record.